AUGAUGCGGCUUUUGGAGGGAUUUAAAUCCAAAAUGGCGUCAUUUGGCAUACUAUUGUAUGCGUAACGUUUGUGUGCCCGGUACUCAUACACAAAAACACGGCGAAAUUUCAAUUGACAAAAUAAAAAGACUGCAUUCUAAAACUCGAGAAGUUGAGUAUCGAGUAAAAAAACCACGUGAAAUCGUGAAAAUGUCGAAAUCGGAGGAAGGAGGUGAGCCCGGUGACAAUGGAGAGAACUCAAACGAGUCAUCAGCAGGAACAUCAUCAUCGCGUGGCGGUGAUUUUGAGACAAAAUUGGAGACUGAUCGGUCAAAGCGUUUUGAUUAUCUCCUCAAACAGACCGAGAUAUUUUCUCAUUUUAUGACCAACAACCAAAAGGACAAAGCUGGCAGUCCGCUGAAAGUACGUCCAGGACGUCCGAGGAAAGUUCAACCCGAAGCCAACCUCAAACCGUCAGACAAUGCGAGUGAUCACAGACACAGGAAAACCGAGCAGGAGGAGGACGAGGAACUUUUGGCUGAAAGUAAUACAAGUGUAGCGCCAAUAACGCGUUUUGAAGCCUCUCCUCACUACAUUAAAUCCGGUGAAUUGCGUGACUAUCAAAUUCGGGGAUUGAAUUGGAUGAUAUCACUGUAUGAGAAUGGCAUCAACGGUAUUCUAGCAGACGAGAUGGGUCUUGGUAAGACGCUACAAACAAUUUCACUCCUCGGCUACAUGAAAAACUUUCGGAGCAUCCCAGGGCCCCACAUUGUCAUUGUACCAAAGUCCACAUUGGCAAAUUGGAUGAAUGAAUUUAAAAAAUGGUGUCCAUCAUUGCGUGCUGUUUGUCUGAUUGGUGAUGCCGAAACCAGGAACACAUUCAUCAGAGACGUUAUGAUGCCAGGUGAGUGGGACGUGUGUGUGACAUCUUACGAGAUGGUUAUCAAAGAAAAAUCCGUAUUCAAAAAAUUUAACUGGAGAUACAUGGUGAUUGACGAGGCCCACAGGAUCAAGAAUGAAAAAUCAAAGCUGUCUGAGAUUUUACGUGAAUUCAAAACAGCUAAUCGUUUAUUAUUGACUGGUACACCACUGCAAAAUAACCUGCAUGAACUUUGGGCCCUUCUGAAUUUUUUACUGCCAGAUGUUUUCAACAGCUCUGAUGAUUUCGACUCCUGGUUCAAUACCAACAGUUUCCUGGGAGAUAAUCAACUUGUCGAGCGUUUGCAUGCAGUUUUAAGACCUUUUCUGCUGAGACGUUUGAAGGCUGAAGUGGAAAAGGGUCUCAAACCGAAGAAGGAAAUCAAGGUGUACAUUGGAUUGAGCAAAAUGCAGAGAGAAUGGUACACUAAAGUCCUCAUGAAAGACAUUGAUAUUGUCAAUGGUGCUGGUAAAAUCGAGAAGAUGAGACUUCAAAAUAUUCUGAUGCAGCUACGUAAAUGUUGUAAUCAUCCAUACCUCUUUGAUGGAGCUGAGCCAGGUCCACCUUACACCACUGAUGAGCAUCUGGUUUACAACUGUGGUAAAAUGGUUAUUCUCGAUAAAUUAUUACCCAAAUUACAGCAGCAAGAGUCCAGAGUAUUGAUAUUCAGCCAGAUGACGAGGAUGUUGGACAUUUUGGAGGAUUACUGUCACUGGAGGAACUUCCAAUACUGUCGUCUAGAUGGUAACACAGCCCACGAGGAUCGUCAGCGUCAAAUCAACGAAUACAAUGCUCCAAACAGCGAGAAAUUCAUUUUUAUGCUGUCAACACGUGCUGGUGGUCUUGGUAUUAAUUUAGCAACAGCUGACGUAGUUAUCAUUUAUGAUUCCGAUUGGAAUCCACAGAUGGAUCUUCAAGCUAUGGACCGAGCACACAGAAUUGGACAACAGAAGCAAGUACGUGUUUUCAGAUUUAUUACGGAAAAUACUGUUGAAGAGAAAAUCGUUGAACGUGCUGAGGUUAAAUUGAGACUCGAUAAAUUGGUAAUCCAGCAAGGUCGACUUGUUGAUGCUAAACAAACGGCAUUGAACAAGGAUGAGAUGUUGAAUAUGAUUAGACAUGGAGCCAAUGCAGUAUUUGCAUCGAAAGACAGUGCGAUAACUGAUGAGGACAUUGAUACUAUUCUCGAGAAAGGUGAACUGAAGACGAAGGAAAUGAAGCAGAAACUGGAGAGCCUGGGUGAGUCUUCGUUGAGGAAUUUCACUGUUGAUGCACCAACAGACUCGGUCUACCAGUUUGAGGGGGAGGAUUAUCGUGAGAAGCAGAAGAUACUGGGGAUUGGUAACUGGAUUGAGCCACCGAAACGUGAGAGAAAAGCUAAUUACGCUGUCGAUGCGUAUUUUAGGGAAGCUCUUAGGGUAUCUGAACCAAAAGCACCAAAGGCACCAAGACCACCCAAGCAGCCCAUUGUUCAAGACUUUCAGUUCUUUCCACCUAGACUCUUCGAACUUUUAGAUCAGGAGAUUUAUUAUUUCCGUCAGACUGUCGGUUACAAAGUUCCAAAAAAUCCUGAAUUGGGUUCAGAGGCUGCACGAGUCCAGAAAGAAGAACAGAGGAAGAUUGAUGAUGCUCAGCCACUUUCUGAUGAGGAAGUUACUGAGAAGGAAAAACUGCUGACUCAGGGAUUUACAAACUGGACAAAACGAGAUUUCAAUCAAUUUAUCAAAGCAAAUGAGAAAUAUGGAAGGGAUGAUAUUGAGAAUAUUGCCAAGGAAGUCGAGGGGAAAACACCUGAAGAAGUUAUGGAGUAUUCUGCUGUCUUCUGGGAACGUUGCCAUGAGCUUCAGGACAUUGACAGAGUUAUGGCACAGAUUGAACGAGGUGAGGCCAAAAUUCAGAGACGCGCUGGUAUCAAGAAAGCACUUGAUGCGAAGAUGGCAAGAUACAGGGCACCUUUCCAUCAACUCAGAAUAGCAUAUGGUACUAACAAGGGUAAAAAUUAUACAGAGGAGGAGGACAGAUUCUUGGUUUGCAUGCUCCAUAAACUUGGCUUCGACAAGGAAAAUGUGUACGAGGAACUUAGAGCCACGGUCAGAUCUGCCCCACAAUUCAGAUUUGAUUGGUUCGUCAAAUCCAGAACUGCACUUGAAUUACAACGCAGAUGUAAUACUCUGAUUACACUUAUCGAGAGGGAGAAUCAAGAGUUGGAGGAGAGGGAGAGGCAAGAGAGGAGGAAAAAAGGUGGUAACGUUGGCGCUAAACCCACUAGUAAGAGGAAGCAAGAGAAUCUACCAGCACCACAGGACAAACCGAGGAAAAAGAAGAAGUGAAAUUACUCAUUUGAACAUUCACCCUUUUUUUUUAUCUCUCAAGAAUAAUAUUCUUUCCUAUCUUUUUCAUUAUGCACAGACUGGAAUUUUUCUAUCAUUUUUACAUCAUCAUUUAGUUUUCUCCGAGAUUAAUACAUGUAAUAUCGCCAAGCUUUGAACCAUUGUUUCUCUUCAUUAAUUUAAGCUCACAAUUGUGUGUGAAUUUUUCCUCUCCAAUUCCUUAGAAAAUCUCCCAAAAUUAAUUCAAUUAUGAUUGUCUCAUUCAAGAUUGUAGAAGGUAUUAAUAUUAUUUAUAAUUCUCGGAUGACCCAGAGGUCAACGAAAUGGACUACACCGAUUUAAUCAAAUUCGAACAUGUUUAUUUGUAAGUUUUCAACGGAGAUGAAUAAAUCAGCGAAUAAAAUUGAGUAAAAGUUUGUCGUAUAUAUGUUUUUAUUAUUUUUAUUAAAU
Diachasma alloeum is the source of this 3679-nucleotide messenger RNA. It is a transcript of the gene Iswi, whose product is annotated as chromatin-remodeling complex ATPase chain Iswi. The record is from RefSeq and is a predicted model, not a curated record. Gene Ontology annotation, cellular component: nucleus; chromatin. Gene Ontology annotation, biological process: nucleosome organization; regulation of transcription by RNA polymerase II. Gene Ontology annotation, molecular function: histone binding; ATP hydrolysis activity; DNA binding. Lineage: Eukaryota; Metazoa; Arthropoda; Insecta; Hymenoptera; Braconidae. The transcript has a single exon. The coding region runs from base 59 to 3229 and encodes 1056 amino acids.